CCUCCUCCCAGGCCCCUGAAGCGGGUGCCUUCCUCCCUCCCACGCCCGUCCUGAAUCACGGGAGCCCAGUUCCUGUGGGCCGCGCGGGCCAGUCCGCGCCUCUGCAGUUCCAGGGAAAGAGCGCUUGCCCCAGCCCCCGAGUGUCUGCCGUCGCGGAGGCGGCAUGGAGCCUCUCCCGCUGCUCCUCCUGCUCUUCGUUACAGAGCUGUCCGGAGCCCACAACACCACAGUGUUCCAGGGUGUGGCCGGCCAGUCCCUGCAGAUCUCCUGCCCCUACGACCCGGUGAAACACUGGGGGCGCCGCAAGGCCUGGUGCCGGCAGCCGCAGGAGGAGGGCCUGUGCCAGCGAGUGGUCAGCACGCACAGCCUGUGGCUGCUGGCCUUUCUGCGGAGGCGGAACGGGAGCACGGCCAUCACAGAUGAUGCCCUGGGCGGCACCCUCACUGUGACGCUGCGGAACCUUCAGGCCCAUGAUGCCGGCCUCUACCAGUGCCAGGCCCUCCACGGCAGGGAGGCUGACACCCUCCACAAGGUGCUGGUGGAGGUGCUGGAAGACCCACUGGUGCUGCAGGAGGACGAGGAUGUCUGGAGCCCCGAGUUGUCUGAAGCCUUCGGUGACGCCCAGGUGGAGCAGAGCAUCUCCAGCCACCUGGGAGAGACGCCCUUCCGCCCCACUCCCACCCUCCUCCUGGCUUUCGUUUUCCUCGGCAAGCUUCUGGCCACUGGUGUCCUCUGGGGUGUGGCCUGGCGUGGGUGGAAGCUGGGGACACCUGCGGCCGGGGAGCUGGACGGUGGCCACGACCCAGGGCACCAGCUUCAGACCCUGACAGGACCAAGGGACGCAUGAGAGAAGGGAACCCCACCCGGGGCCUCCCGGCCUGUGCCUGUGUGCCCGCCCCUCGGCCACCAAGACUCCUGGGUCUGCUCCGCUCUGGCAAGAGGCCACCGGGCCUGCACCUGCUUCCCCUGGAGCCUGUGCGUGUGCGUGUGCGCAUGUGUGUGCGUGCGUGUGUGUUUGCAGUGUGUGUGCACACGCGUGUGUGCAUGUACGUGUGUGUGCGUGCAUGUGUGCGUGCGUGCAUGCGUGUGUGUGUGUGUGUGAGGUAGGAGUGGUUGCUUGUGCACUCCUGGGUUUGGACAUUAAACACGCUCACAAACCAA
Molecule: messenger RNA, 1161 nt
Organism: Chinchilla lanigera (long-tailed chinchilla)
Lineage: Eukaryota; Metazoa; Chordata; Mammalia; Rodentia; Chinchillidae
Gene: Trem2
Product: triggering receptor expressed on myeloid cells 2
Exons: 5
Coding region: 164-847 (227 amino acids)
Cellular component (GO): cell surface
Molecular function (GO): signaling receptor activity
Source: RefSeq, a predicted model, not a curated record